GCUUCAUAGUGCAAAUUGUUAUCAUUUUUGCAUUUCUGCUCAUAAAUAUCGCCCCAAAGAUUCCCAUUGUUGCCCACAGCAUCUCGGACUCUUUAGCCCUCCUCUUUCCACCUGCCUGUCCACUGUUGUCGACAAAUCAAGGCAACAUGGACGCCUUUUCUUCCUCCUUUCUCUCCACCUUACUACCGUCAAAACUGAUCUACCCCGCCGUCACCACAGCCAGAUCGAUUUCCACACCUCACCUCAACGUUUCCUCUGUUAGGAUUGAAGAAAGACCUCCAGCUUCCAUUCCUAGGACCACCACCACCACCACAACAAAAGCGCCACCCCAACCUCCUAUAACUCAACCUCCACCACCGGCGUCAAACACACUGCCCAAAAGAAUUGCUUCUCCUUCGCUUGGAGCAAAGAAGAGAGUAGAACCAAAGUUAUCCACAUUCAUCUUCAAUACAUUCGACAACAUCAUAAACAACUUCAUAGACCCUCCAAUCCGCCCCUCAGUCGACCCCAGACACGUGCUGUCCCACAACUUUGCUCCGGUUGAUGAGCUUCCUCCAACAGAGUGCGAAGUUAUUCAAGGAUCUCUCCCAUCUUGCCUCGACGGUGCGUACAUACGUAACGGCCCCAACCCUCAGUACCUCCCUCGUGGACCUUACCACCUCUUUGAUGGUGAUGGUAUGCUUCACUCCAUCAGAAUCUCCAAGGGCCAGGCCACUCUUUGUAGCCGCUAUGUAAAGACUUACAAGUACUCGAUUGAAAACGAGAUGGGGUCUCCAAUUCUUCCCAAUGUUUUCUCUGGCUUUAACGGCCUAACUGCCGCUGCAACUCGCGGUGCUCUCUCAGCUGUCAGAGUUCUAACUGGUGAGUUCAAUCCUGCAAACGGUAUUGGUCUUGCAAACACUAGUUUGGCCUUGUUCGGAAACCGUCUCUACGCUCUUGGUGAGUCUGAUCUACCCUAUUCCAUACGCUUGACUCCCAACGGGGAUAUAGAAACGUUGGGUCGCCAUGAUUUUGAUGGAAAGCUGUUCAUGAGCAUGACUGCUCACCCCAAGAUAGACACUGACACUGGCGAGGCCUUUGGUUUCCGAUAUGGCCCUAUGCCUCCAUUUCUAACUUAUUUUUACUUUGAUGCGAAUGGAAACAAACAGCCAGAUGUGCCCAUAUUGUCUAUGUACCGGCCAUCUUUUCUCCACGACUUUGCUAUUACAAAGAAGUACGCAAUAUUUGCUGACAUACAGAUAGGAAUGAAUCCCAUGGAGAUGAUUUUUGGAGGGGGAUCUCCGGUGGGUACAGACCCAGCUAAAGUACCAAGGAUCGGAGUCAUCCCUCGAUAUGCAAAAGACGAGUCAGAAAUAAGGUGGUUUGAUAUACCAGGUUUCAACCUCAUUCACGCCAUCAAUGCAUGGGAUGAAGAUGAUGGCAACGCCGUAGUCAUGCUGGCACCAAACAUACUGUCAGUAGAACACACCAUGGAGAGAAUGGACCUUGUUCAUGCCUUGGUGGAGAAAGUAAGGAUCGACUUAAGAAGAGGGCUAGUAACAAGGCAUCCCAUUUCAACAAGAAAUCUGGAUUUCGCAGUGUUAAAUCCAGCUUAUUUAGCAAAGAAGAACAAAUAUGUGUACGCAGCAGUGGGUGACCCAAUGCCAAAAAUAUCAGGAGUGGUAAAGUUGGAUGUGUCCAGGGGGGAUCGCCAGGAGUGCACAGUGGCUAGCAGGAUGUAUGGGCCAGGGUGCUUUGGUGGGGAACCAUUCUUUGUGGCCAAGGAUCCAGAGAAUCCCGAAGCAGACGAGGACGAUGGCUAUGUGGUUUCGUAUGUUCACAAUGAAAACACAGGAGAGUCAAGGUUCUUGGUGAUGGACGCAAAGUCACCUAAUCUUGAUAUCGUGGCCGCCGUGAAGCUGCCCCGGAGGGUACCGUACGGUUUCCAUGGACUCUUUGUGAGGGAAAGUGACCUAAAUAAGCUGUAAAAAUCAAAGGAUAACAGGACAAAAUCAUCUUCUUUUUCUCAGGGGUGAUCUUUUUCCCUCUGAUUGAAUAUAUUAUAAAUUUUCAAAAAAAAAAAAAAGAGCUGUAAAAUGUAGAAUCUUUCCCCUCAGCGUGGCGUGGAUCGUACAUUAACAUGUCGCAACAGAUAUAGUAUAAUCUACAUACCAUAGCACACAAGUUGAUUUGUAUCUAUAUAUCAAAGACACUUACCAUUUUCUUCA
This is a messenger RNA of Theobroma umbraticum, 2207 nucleotides long. Its product is annotated as putative carotenoid cleavage dioxygenase 4, chloroplastic. Gene Ontology annotation, cellular component: chloroplast stroma. The record is from RefSeq and is a predicted model, not a curated record. Gene Ontology annotation, biological process: carotene catabolic process. Lineage: Eukaryota; Viridiplantae; Streptophyta; Magnoliopsida; Malvales; Malvaceae. Gene Ontology annotation, molecular function: carotenoid dioxygenase activity.